Messenger RNA from Torulaspora globosa, 1437 nucleotides. RefSeq names its product putative lipid phosphatase CDC1 (gene CDC1). NCBI's taxonomy places the organism in Eukaryota, Fungi, Ascomycota, Saccharomycetes, Saccharomycetales, Saccharomycetaceae. The transcript has a single exon. The coding region runs from base 1 to 1437 and encodes 478 amino acids. Gene Ontology annotation, molecular function: hydrolase activity. Gene Ontology annotation, biological process: GPI anchor biosynthetic process. Gene Ontology annotation, cellular component: endoplasmic reticulum. The record is from RefSeq and is a predicted model, not a curated record.
AUGUCGUCUAGAAGUCGGUCCAAGAAGUUUGCUCCUAAAUCCAAGAAAGUCGAGGACUCUGAUUACGAAGAACCGGGACAGAAGAGCUCCCUGUUGUCGAAAGGGAGCGCUGGAAAGAGAGUAUACUGGCGGCAUCUGCUGCUACUGCUGAGUGGAUGGCUUGUGUUGAUCAAUUACUAUGAAAGAAGUGUUUUACGAAGGGCUAUGAAGAAAUGCUCGUGGGAAAGAUGGGAAGAAUGGCCUAAUCAGGUACAGGCUCAUCGAGUCAGCCUGUUUGCUGAUCCGCAGUUGAUGGACCGAUAUUCUUACCCUGGUAGACCGGGAUUUGUGAACUAUCUGACAGGCUUGGUACUGGAUAACUAUCACCGACGGAACUGGAAGUUUGUACAGUAUCACUUGCAGCCAGACACGACGUUUUUCCUCGGAGACCUCUUCGAUGGCGGGAGAUACUGGGAUGACGAUGAGUGGUUUGACGAAUAUCGCAGAUUCAACGAUAUCUUCCCUAGAAGGCCGGGCAGCAAGACUGUCGCGACGAUCCCAGGGAACCACGAUAUUGGAUUUGGUGAUAAUGUGAUCGAAGGAAGCCUACGGCGUUUCAAGACUUAUUUCGGUGAGACCUCUUCUGCUAUAGAUCUGGGCAAUCACACGUUCGUGUUGGUGGACACCAUCUCUCUCUCUGAUAGAGCUGACCCACAGAUUGCGGCAGCUCCUAAAGCAUUUCUUCAGGAUUUCGCUGAAAAAUCGCAUUCGCUGCCAAGGAUUCUGCUUUCGCAUGUGCCGUUGUACAGAAAUCCCAACCAGCAGCAGUGCGGCGAUAAGCGUGAAAGCAAAAGCCCUUUUCCGCUGCAGCAGGGUGACCAGUAUCAAACGGUGAUUGACCAGGAUCUUUCUCAGGAAGUUCUGGCGAGUGUCCAGCCACAGAUUUUGUUCUCGGGAGAUGAUCACGAUUAUUGCCAUAUUACGCACUCGUAUCAGGCCGACGGAACGUCGAAGACCGCAGAGGAGAUUACAGUCAAGUCUUGUGCAAUGAAUAUGGGUAUCAAAAAACCCGCAAUUCAAUUACUGUCACUGUAUAACCCCGAUGCAAUUCCAGCGAAUCAGAAAACUUACCAAACCGAAAUAUGCUAUCUGCCGGAUCCAUACAAGGCUCUAAAGAUGUAUAUACUCGCUCUGGUUUUAUCUGCCAUAUGGCUGUGCCACAUCCAUUUGUUUCCGAAAUCAUUCAACCGCAACAUCGCUCGGCGGCUGGAGAAGAACCCCAGAUCAGUAGACUCGCCAUUACCCAUGCCGGUGAGUGCUCACAUUAAUACAGUGAGAAGUCACAAGUCGUUGUAUCUAGUGCAGGAAGAUCGCUCGUUCGCGAAUUUGCUGAUCAAUGCUGGCAUUUCCCUGAUAUCGGUCCUGUUGAUCUUUACCUAUUAUUACAAGAUUAUAUGA